CACGUGUAACAAAUCUGUUUGCGGAAAUUCUGAUUCACCAAUCGUUUACGUGUCAAUUUUCUACUGGCUGAAUCUCAACAACAAGUGACUUACAUAAAAUGACUGGCAGAAGAACCGGCACCUCCGUGCUACUUUCGCCAAAGCCCUCCGCCCACAAGAAAAUGGGGGAGCAAGCUUGUUGCAGAUCAGGAGAAGAUAAGGAAAAUGGAGAAUCGAAAAUCAUCCGCGUAUGCGGCAUGCAAUUCGCAUACGAAUUACAACAUCCACUCUUCUUCGAUUUCAAUCUCGAUAUCGCUCGUGGAUCUCGUUGCCUUCUCGUCGGCGCGAACGGAUCUGGGAAGACGACAUUGUUGAAAAUUUUAGCGGGAAAGCAUAUGGUUGGUGGAAGAGACGUUGUGAGAGUGCUAAACCGUUCGGCUUUUCAUGAGACUCAACUUGUUUGUAGCGGUGAUUUAGCUUACUUGGGAGGAUCUUGGAGUAAAACUAUUGGCUCUGCUGGGGAGGUUCCAUUGCAGGGGGACUUCUCAGCGGAACACAUGAUAUUUGGAGUUGAAGGGAUUGAUCCUGUGAGGAGAGAAAAGUUGAUUGAGUUGCUUGAUAUUGAUUUGCAGUGGCGAAUGCAUAAGGUAUCUGAUGGGCAACGGCGUCGAGUCCAAAUUUGUAUGGGUCUUCUUCAUCCUUUUCAGGUUCUUUUGCUGGAUGAGGUUACCGUGGACCUUGACGUUGUUGCGAGGAUGGAUUUACUUGAUUUCUUUAAGGAAGAAUGUGAGCAGAGGGGAGCCACAAUUGUAUAUGCGACCCAUAUUUUUGAUGGGUUGGAAACAUGGGCAACACAUCUGGCUUACAUCCAAGAUGGUGAAUUGAAGAGAUCUGAGAAGUUGACAGAAGUUAAUGAGUUGAAAAGCUUUGAAAAUUUGCUCUCUGUUGUUGAGGCCUGGCUUCGUUCUGAAUCCAAGUGUGAGAAAAAGAAACCCAUCAGCGCCCCUGCCCAAGUCCAGAAGGCCUCGCCUUAUGGUACUUCUCCUUUCAUGUCAUCGAGGCACAUGGCAUACUAUCGGUGAUCUCUCUUAGUCCAGCUAUUUUUCAAAAAUUUUUGAAAACCAAAGCAAGAAAUACAAGUGGGGAAAGUUUUUUGUGGUCACCUACUAUUUACUUAUAGCUGGCCACUAUCGAUUUAUAUACUUGUUGGUAUCUUUGUUUUAAAAAUGAUAAUGGUGAAACUGAUGAUCUGUCUUUGGCAAAUAGUGUUGUAAUUUGUCAUCUAUUAUGGUACUGAAAUAUCUAUGAAAUUAGUUGAAAGAAGUCAAUGCAGAAUAGGUGCUUCUGGAUCUUGUUGGCUACACCAAUGAAGCCCUGAUCCAACAAUCUGCCUUUGGCAAAUAAUGUAAUCUCAUUUCAAUAAUGAAAAAGCCUUGAGUACAA
Durio zibethinus is the source of this 1422-nucleotide messenger RNA. Its product is annotated as ABC transporter I family member 21-like. The record is from RefSeq and is a predicted model, not a curated record. NCBI's taxonomy places the organism in Eukaryota, Viridiplantae, Streptophyta, Magnoliopsida, Malvales, Malvaceae. Gene Ontology annotation, molecular function: ATP hydrolysis activity; ATP binding.